Messenger RNA from Hypoxylon fragiforme, 4493 nucleotides. RefSeq names its product IkappaB kinase complex, IKAP component. NCBI's taxonomy places the organism in Eukaryota, Fungi, Ascomycota, Sordariomycetes, Xylariales, Hypoxylaceae. The record is from RefSeq and is a predicted model, not a curated record. Gene Ontology annotation, molecular function: tRNA binding; protein binding. The transcript is spliced from 5 exons. Gene Ontology annotation, biological process: tRNA wobble base 5-methoxycarbonylmethyl-2-thiouridinylation. The coding region runs from base 176 to 4153 and encodes 1325 amino acids. Gene Ontology annotation, cellular component: cytosol; elongator holoenzyme complex.
ACUAGCACAAAACUUUGAUCGCACGGCCUUCUAGUCCUUCGUCAUUCCUAAAGCCAUCAGUCUAAACCACCCACUACAUACUACAUACUACAUACUAUGUAGUCACUUACAAGGUAAAUAAAUACUAGGUACGCUGCGUUGACAUAGCUCUCACAGCUCGUGGCCACUUCUCAAAAUGCGUAAUCUACGCAACAUUCGAUAUAAUGCUUGGAGACCAUCGACUGACUUGGAUGGGGAAACUAUCACAUCGACAUGUUGGGAUCCUGCCAAGGAUGAAAUCUUAUGUACCUUUGGUCCAAGAGAGCAAGAUGGUCACAUUCGUCUGGUGAGGAUUUUAGAGCAUGUGAGGGCUUCUUCUAUUGACAUCGAAUGUCAAGAUGUUGCCUCAUGGGAUGCUCCAAGUCCAAAUCCAGACUUGGCUGUGGAUAAGAUCAUAAGUUUGCAUCAUUUUAGCGAUACUCUUACAACAUGUCUGGUCCUCGAAGGGGGCGAUAUAGUCAUCGUCCAAGAAUCAGAUGGCAUGAACCCUCAACAGGGAGUCCAUAUCGAAAUCAUGGGAUCCAUAGAUGAGGGUAUCACCGCUGCAAGCUGGUCUCCAGAUGAAGAACUACUAGCCAUUACCACCAAGGCGAACACCAUGGUUUUCAUGAGUCGUGGCUUUGAUCCUAUAUCGAAUAUGACCAUGGCUGCUGACGACCUGAAAGCGUCCAAGCACGUCUCUGUCGGCUGGGGUAAGAAAGAAACACAGUUCCAGGGCAGGGGUGCCAAAGCCCUUCGGGACCCUACAAUACCAGAAAAGGUAGACCAGGGCGUCCUUAGCCCCCAUGAUGAUGGAAGUGUCAUUAUUAGCUGGAGAGGCGACGGGGCAUACGUUGCGGUCAACUCCAUCGAGGCAGGCAUCCGUCGAGUCAUUCGGGUCUACUCUCGAGACGGUGUCCUUGAUAGCGUGAGUGAGCCUGUUGAUGGCAUGGAGACUGCCUUGAGCUGGAGGCCAGCCGGAAAUUUGAUGGCAGGCAUACAACGCCUCGAGGACCGCGUAGAUGUCAUCUUUUUCGAGAGAAAUGGUUUGAGACAUGGGCAAUUCUCGCUGAGAGCCCCUGAAGACCGAACACUCGCCGAGGACAAGAUACGACUAGAAUGGAACUCAGACUCUACAGUGCUAGCCGUCACCCUUGACGACCGGAUUCAACUUUGGACUAUGGGAAAUUACCAUUGGUACCUAAAACAGGAAAUUCUCACGGAAAAGCGGCCUCUUUGCCUUACAUGGCAUCCCGAAAAGCCGUUGCGUUUUGCCUCAGCUGUCUCAAGUAAGCUAUUGCUCGCAGAAUACAUCUUUGAAAUAACUCGUGGGUCUCUUACGCCGCCCUACGACCACGGAGCAGUUGCCGUGAUAGACGGGAAGACACUCAAACUCACCCCCUUCCGGACCGCCAAUGUUCCUCCUCCAAUGUCCUUGUUCGAACUACAUGCAUCGUCGCCUAUUAUCGACGUGGCUUUCUCCCCUGCAAAUACAUUCAUGGCUGUCCUUCACCAAAAUGGGGUAGAUGUACACGAGUGGAGAAUGAAAGAGCACCGCUCUUUGGCUCCAUCGUUGGUGGGUAGUGUGACUUUUACCAAGGAUAAUUCAGGUGAAGAGUGUAUGCCUCUGCAAAUCGCCGUCACUGAGAAUAGUGUUGUUCAUUGCCUCGGGUUCGAAAAUGGGCCGGUGAUCCAAUCACAUCCCUUUGAUCCGACUACUGGCGAAUUCUCCUCCAAUUCAAGUAUCUAUGCAGGUUCCAUGUUUGGAUUUGUGCGCUUAACUCAAGCAGGAUCCACCGAUGUGCUUGCUCAGGAUUGCAUUGGCAGGCUUCAUGGCGUUGUGAACCAGCAGGAUGAGCUAUACUCAACUCGCCUUCCAGUUCAGCUUCCAUGGAGCGAAAUCGUCGACUUGGCUGGAAACGUCAUCGCUGUUGGGUUAUCUAGAAAUGGUCAUCUAUAUGCAAAUUCUCGCCUCUUGCUCAAGAAUUGCACAUCUUUCUUAGUCACACCGGCUCAUCUCAUAGUAACGACUACAACUCAUCUGGUCAAAUUCAUCCACCUGGUUGACGUUAACAGCUUGGAGGUACCGCCAGAUGAUCCCGAAAACGAUGAGAGAUGCAGGAGCAUUGAGAGAGGUGCACGGCUUGUAACAGCAAUGCCUACAAACAUGAGUCUGGUUAUGCAGAUGCCUCGAGGGAACCUGGAAACUAUCUAUCCUCGAGCCAUGGUUGUGGCGGGCAUAAGACAGCUAAUCGAUGCUAAAGAUUAUGGAAAAGCAUACUCACAUUGUCGCACUCAGCGUGUAGACAUGAAUAUCCUUUAUGACCAUAGACCUCAGCAAUUUCUCGAAAAUGUUGGGCUCUUCUUAGACCAGCUUGAAGACGUCUCAUAUAUCGACCUUUUCCUCUCGUCUCUUCGUGAUGAGGACGUCACACAAACAAUGUACAGAGAUACGAGAGGCGUAAGGAACCAAGAACCACCCGAAAAUACUCCUAAUGGAACGGUCGUUGGUAGUACUCAAGGUGCUUCUAAGGUCAACACAAUCUGUGAUGCAGUGCUAUCCCAUCUCCAGUCACAUAAAUUCAAGGGCCACGGAACACUGCAGAAUAUCAUUACCGCCAAUGUCUGUAAAGUACCACCAGCAUAUGAGGACGGUUUAUUGGUUAUUGCCUCUCUACUCCAGGAAGACGAACAACUUGCCGAGAAAGCUGUUGAACAUAUCUGCUUCUUAGCCGAUGUCAACACGCUAUACGAUGAAGCCUUAGGUCUCUACCACCUAGAUCUAGCACUUCUAGUCGCACAACAGUCGCAAAGGGAUCCUCGAGAGUACCUGCCGUUCAUUCAAAAUCUGCACCAACUCCCUGAGCCAAGACGGAGAUUUUCUAUUGAUGAUCACUUAGGCCGUCACGAUAAAGCCUUGACACAUCUACAAUCUACUCAUGCGCACAAGGAAGCCCAAGAAUAUACAGUCAAGCAUGCCCUCUAUACUACGGCGUUAAAACUGUACCGCUAUGAUCAACCAAACCUGACCACCCUCAUCGGCCUCUAUGCGACAUACCUUGAGACCAAGUCUCGAUUCCGAGAAGCAGGACUCACGCACGAAUCCCUCCACGAUUACGCGUCAGCUACAAGGUGCUAUCGCGCCGCCGGUACUUCUUGCUGGCGCGAAUGUCUCUACACGGCGCAACAACAAGACCCUCCUUUAUCCCCCGACUCCUUCAACGAUCUCGCCUCGACCCUCGUCGAAGCACUUUACGAAGCGAAAGACUAUGCAUCCGCGGCCGCCAUCCACCUCGACCACCUCAAUUCCCUCGAGAACGCCAUCCCCUGUCUGUGCAAGGGUUACCUCUUCGCCGACGCUAUGCGCCUUGCGGCGCAGCGCGGGUGCCCUGCCACAAUUGUGGACUCGGGACUCGCGGACGCGCUGGGGAGCAGCACCGAGUUCUUUGCAGACUGCAAGGCUCAGCUGCGUGCGCAGGUGCCACGAAUUCUCGACCUGCGCCGGCGCGCCGCCGAGGACCCCCUCGGCUUCUAUGAGGGCGAGCGUGCCGGUGGCGGCGGCGGUGACAUCCCCGACGACGUAUCAGUGGCGGCUAGUUCGCGUAUCAGCACGAGCGCGAGCCUGUUCACGCGGUAUACGGGUAAAGGAGGCGGUAGCGUGGGCACGGCUGGAACAGGGGUCAGCCGGGCGACGAGUAAGAACCGCAAGCGUGAAGAAAAAAAGCGUGCGCGCGGCCGCAAGGGCACCGUCUACGAGGAGGAGUACCUCGUCAACAGCGUCCGGCGGCUCGUCGAGCGCGUCGAGGCCAUGCGGUCCGACGUCGAAAAGCUCAUCGCCGGACUUCUUCGCCGAGGCAUGCACGAGCGCGCGCGCGCCCUGGAGACGCUGGCCGCGGAGGUCAUCGACGCUUGUACGGUUUCUAUCAAGGAAGUCUUCGUUGCUCCUGGUAGCAACAAGGGAGGGGAGGAGCAGAAGAGCAAAGGUCAAGCAGUUGAUGGCGAGGAUGGAGAUGGGAAUGGGGAGUGGAGGCACCUGGGCGCGGACGCGGUGUUCUACGAGAACCUGGAGGCGGCGUGGAGGAAGCAGGAACCGCCUGUUAUCAAGGCGAUGGAGAGACUUGCGUUAUUGGCAUAGCAUACUAAGGCACGGGCAUAAAGGGGGUUUGGCUAUAGUGGGGUCAGGGGUUGGUUGGUUGGGUGGAUGGAUGGAUGGACGGGGUAGGGAAAAUGGCCAGAAGAAAAAAUAUAUGGUGGGAAGACGGAUCUCAUAUCACAUGCAUGCAUUUUCGAUACAUUUUUUCAACCCGUUAAAACGUAAAACAGGCAAAUAUGAAGAAGGGUGCAGAAAUCGAUUCGUUCGUACGUGCUGCUACUACUUCUUCUUCUGCUUACUUUCUUUCUUUCUUUUCUUUUCCUUCCUUUUAUUUAGGUGGGGUCCUCAUAAAUGCAUUUCGUUAUAUACAGUUAUGUUACAG